AUGGAGAAGAGAGCUCAGGCCACUGAGUCUCUCAUUCGAACAUCGAGUGGCCAAGCGGCCCUCGAUUAUGCCGUUCAAGCUGCAGAGCUGUACAUGCGAGCUGCUGGAGAGGCUUCAAACAAAAAGGAUGCCACUCGUUUGCGAUUGAAAUGUCAACAACUCAUUGCUCAGGCCGAGAAGCUCAAAGCUGAACUCACCCAAACGCCCAGCGUCUUGUUACGAACUUCAAAACUUCACUCUAAUCUCUUUCCCCCAUGGACAAAAGAACCCUCGGAAAACGAAUUUCAACUUCUCCCCGGCGAGGAGCCUUUCACUGACAAUGCAACCUUCACACUAUCACCGAGGCAGGCCGCUACCUUUGGUGGAUGGAAGCGUCCAAGGGACUUACACGACCAUGUUGAAGCACACGACGACAUAUUCAUGAACUCCAGUGGCGGUUGUGAUCUGGUUCAAGAUGUAACCACGGAUUGUUCUGUGGUCGCCAGUUUAUGUGCCGCUAUGAAGAUCUUGACUGGUCGAAACUCGAUUCUCUCCUCUAUAUUGUAUCCAUUUGACAAAGCAAAGGGCGUACCUAAAGUAUCGGCGUCUGGCAAAUACGUGUUGAAAUUAUACUUCAAUGGGUGCUUCCGCCGGGUUGUGAUCGAUGAGCGGCUUCCAUCUUCCAUCAGUGACCGAACUCUCUACGUUGUUGAUCGAGUCAACCCUCAACUGAUUUGGCCAGCGCUUUUAGAAAAGGCAUAUCUGAAAGUAAGAGGAGGCUAUGACUUUCCGGGGAGUAACUCAGGCACAGACUUGUGGGUUCUUACUGGAUGGAUCCCGGAACAGAUCUUUCUCCAAAGAGAAGAUCUGGAAGUCGAUAAGCUCUGGAGACGAAUCAAGAAUGCACACGACUCUGAGAAUGUGGUGGUAACCUUGGGUACUGGUCGAAUCUCUGCCGAGGAAGAGGAUAUCCUGGGCCUUAUCGGAGAGCACGACUAUGCUGUCAUGGAUCUUGAAAUGAUUGGUGAUAGUCGGAGGCUUUUGGUCAAGAAUCCUUGGUGUGACGGACCGGUUUGGAAAGGAGGCUUUCCUCAGUCAUUUGAUGCCGAAUCGCCAACCUCAUAUGCCGCCAGGUCUCAGCACAAAUCUCCUCCUUCAGUCGCUGGCUCUUUCUGGAUGACCUUGGAGGAUGUCCUUCAACACUUCGAGUCCAUGUACCUGAACUGGAAUCCUGCUCUAUUUCCCCGUCGCCAGGACCAUCACUUCACUUGGCAUAUGCCUCCCCCGGAGUUGUCUUCGUCCCUGGUACGCAACCCACAGUACUCACUCCAGUCAUCAGCUGGCGGGCCAGUGUGGAUUCUCGUGAGUAGACAUUUUGUGGAUGAAGAGUUGGAAAUUGCUCGGAACAGGACCGACUCAAUGGCAGCUGUCUCUGGACAACUUGGUUACAUGAGCAUUCUCGUCUUCGACAACGACGGCCACAGGGUGCAAGUAAGCGAUGGUGAUGUCUAUCGUGGACCUUAUGUCGACUCGCCGCAGACUCUGGCACGUUUUGACACGAGCCCAGGGAAACGAUAUACCAUCGUCAUUGACCAGCACGAGUUCCCGCUACCAGACUACACGCUUACUCUUUCAUUCCUCUCCCAAGAUCAGCUUGCAGUCAAAGAAGCUGAAGACGCAAUGACCUGCACAAAGGAGAUCACUGGCUCGUGGACCAGGAGAACUGCAGGAGGCAGUGCAGCUUGCACGACCUACGCUACAAACCCCCAGUAUAAGCUAUCACUUGCUCAAGCAGGGCCUUUAUCUGUCCUGUUGUCAACAAAUAUGCAGGAUAUCCAUGUGCAUAUCGAUCUAGUCUGGUCCCAGGGCAAGCGGGUGCAGACACUCAAGGCUCGGGAUCUUGCGGGCUCAUCUGGGGAAUAUCGCAGAGGCUGUGCAGUAGUCAACAUUCCACAUAUUGAUGCUGGAGUGUAUACUGUGGUUUGUUCAACCUUCGAUCAAGGCCAAUUGGCAGACUUUGUCCUCCGCAUUUCAUCCAUGGCGAACGUGCAAGUACAACCCGUACCCGCUGAUGCUGCUGGGAGACUCCGCAAGACACUGAGCCCUUUCCAGCUUUCAGACGGUGAAGAAGUCAGGCGUGCGCAAUUAUCGGCGUCUUGGUUAACUCGAAUGAGCGUCACGGCACGAAGUGUCGCCAGCCCAGGCUUCGAUCCUAGUAACCGACCCUCAUCCACUCUGAUGGUACGAGUUUCCGUGGCUCAUGGAUGGGAUCCUGAGCGGAUCACGAUCGCAACCUCGGGCGACGGCGAAUACGAAGAACUCAAAACAAUCGUGCGAACCCCUGAGCUUGACAUGGAGCCAGCAAGGAUACAGCGAGAGGGCAUGUGGUUAGUGAUUGAGAGUAUGGGCGCGCCUCAACAUGAUGCUGAAUAUGAAGGAAGAAUCGAACAAGGUGUACGCUCGCUAGCCAACGCCACACUGGCGCAAGUGGUAUACUCCUAG
Molecule: messenger RNA, 2481 nt
Organism: Fusarium redolens
Lineage: Eukaryota; Fungi; Ascomycota; Sordariomycetes; Hypocreales; Nectriaceae
Exons: 6
Coding region: 1-2481 (826 amino acids)
Biological process (GO): proteolysis
Molecular function (GO): calcium-dependent cysteine-type endopeptidase activity
Source: RefSeq, a predicted model, not a curated record